AGCAUUUGGCUGGGACGGUGUGGGGGGAAGCACCGCCGGGGUCGUGAGGAUCGAGGCAUGCCGCGAUGGCUGAAAGCGCGGCUCUCACGGCAGCAGAUCAAGGAGAUGCAGGAGAAGCGCGCAGAGGAAGUGAGGAGACGAGUGGAGUCCACCGGCAACUUCAGCUUCGAGGACGAGACUUUUAGGAAGUUCCCGCAAGCCAGCGAUGCGCAGAAGGAGGACUUCCCUCAUGCGCUGGCAUCGUUUUACUCCUGGCAGAUGGCCGACAAAACGCACAAGUCGGCUGUGAGCUACAUGAAGCAGGUGAAAAUGCUCAUGGAGCGUUUCCAGUUUCGGCUGGAUGUGAUGGCCACAGAGGAGUUCCAUGCUGCCGUCCGCAAGACCCAGGAGAAUCAGAAGUGCAACAAUCUGAUCGCUGCUGCACUGAAGAAGUACCAGGCCUUCAUGCAGGAGCGGAAGACAGAUGCUUGGGAGGCGAAGGCAACUUCCUGCGAUGAACGCUUCAGGCUGAACUUCAAGAACUCCGGCCGGAGGGAAGCAGCCCCAUCUGGCCGCAGCCUGCUGACAGCCCAUUUCGGGCCGACGAAGCGUGCCAGAGAGGAGCCCGAGAAGCCGAUUCCGGCGGCGGCGGUUCCGCCGGAGGCGGAAGAUGCUUCGAAGACGAAGAAGCGAAAGGCACGGGCCAAAGUGAAGCCUGCGAAGGCCUGCGCGCAGAUCUCACCCAGCAAGCCGCUCACCGGUCACGCCGGAGGCUUCUUCCAGAUCUCCCGGUCCACUGACAGCCCGCCGCCAAAGACUACGGAGCCAGCUGAGGUCACGCCGGAGAAAACUGCGAUGGAGCAAAGCGACAAAGAAGCCACGCCCGAGCAGCAGAAGGAGCUGGCUGGACUGCGGCAAAGCAUCCAGCAAGCCGUGAAGCUAAAGCUCUAUGGCAAGGCGAAGCUCCUGCACCACCGCCUUCUGGCGCGCUGCCGCGAGAUCGGCUGCGCCGUGCCCAGGGCGUCGCAGCCUGCUGCGGGCAGGAAGGGAAACCGCAAGGAGAAGCCAGGAAAGACGCCCAAGGACGAGGACGCUGGCAAUGAACCUGAAGGUGAGCCAAUGGACCGCAUCUCCUUUGCCCGAGGCAUCUUGCAGGAGAAGUUUCCAUUGCAGUUUCCCCAGGAUGCUGCAGAGGAUGACUCAGAGAUCAUUCCCAACGAGCGCUGGGACGUGGUGGCCUCGAGUCGGAAGAGAAAGGAAGAGGCCGAGGAUGAGCAUGAGGAAGAGGAUGGUCAGACGGAGGCGCAGGAGCUGAAGAAGGCAUUGUCCAGCAUUCCAGACGCCUCCUAUGAAGACAUCGACCGCUUUCCUGCGGUGGCUGCCACCUUCAAGCAAUGGCUGCAGAAGCAAAAGCGCCUCCAGGACGAUGCAGAGAACGCAGUGAAGGUGCUGUACGACCUCUUCCUUCAAGACGAGAAAUCCCUUGACGCCAUGGCCAAGGCGCCAUACCUCAAGGCCGUGGCCAAAGAGCCUUCACAUGAGUCCAGCAUCAAGCUCUUUGCGUCCUUCUGGACCAAGCACAAAGGCCCUUGGAGCUUAGUGGAGCGCAUCGAGCGGAAGGCGGAGGUGCGUAUGCGCAUCAGACACGCGAUUCCCGAAUCCUGGGCCUUGCGUAUCGUGCAGCGGGCGCACAAGGAGGACCUGGUCAUCCUCACCUCGCCGCAGGGCGGCAAACACUUCGAGGAGGCGUCCAAGUUCGCAGAGCUUCCGGCGCUGCAGAGCGAGGACUUUGCGCGUGAGAGACAGCGCCAAGCUGAAAUGGACAAGACGGAAAGAGAGAGGCUUGAAUUGGACCGUCUGGCCAAGGCGAAGGCCGAAAAAGGAGACAGGGAGAAAGCCAGGAUCACCAAGGCCUCGGCGGAAGUGGUGCAAGUCGUGAAGGACAUGAUGACUGGCACGGAGGAUGCCCGGGAUGCGGCGCUGCGUGCGGUGCUGCGGCAGCACUUUGGGUGUCGAAGCUGCGGGCGCCUGCGCUCCAGGGCCAUCGAGUCAGCACGGGAAGCAGAUGGAUGGUCUACGUACGAUGACGUGCCAAACGCCACAGAGGAGGAUAUCGAGCAAUAUCCCAGGGUGCUGGUCACCUAUUACCAGCAGGGCUAUCCGUACAUGACGGGUGUGCGCCGCCUCAUGGAGCUCUACAAGAAGAAGGCGUGGCACAUGGCCAGCGCGGAGUUCCAGCGCCUGGUGCGCAUGGACCCGGAGAAUGCGAGGUGCAACGGCUUUCUAAACUCCGCCAUUCUCUACCUGAGGAAGUUUCGAGAGAACGGCGGCUUCGACCAGCUCUUGGACACCUCCGAUAUGGAUCCGGUGAAGCUCCAGAGCAUCUUCACCCCCGACUUCGAGCGGGAGAGCUGCAAGGUGCAGGAGAACUUUGACGAUCUCCAGGUGGAGGUCCCGCUGGAGCUGGUGAUGGCCGAUGCCACAUCCAAGUGGCGAUCAGAAUUGCAGGAGAAACUCGAUGAUGAUGGCUACCUGCUUGAGGAUGUGGAUGCGCGAGGGCAGCGGCCUGUAGCACUGAGCGUCGCGCUGUUGCCCAACGCCACGGACCAGGAGUGGGGCUUAUGGCCCCGGAUCCUCGCCAAGUACGAGAGCUACUGCAAGCAGGAGUCCGAAGAGGAGAAGCCGAUCCGGCGAGAAGCUGAAGCCAACGACCUCUUCCUGGCGAUGAAGGAGCUCGUGGAGCAUCAUGGCAAGAGCCCGGAUGCCAUGGCCUCCCGGAAAUACUUGAAGAUCGUGAGGGCAACCUAUAGUGGAAGCUGUGCGAACAAGGACCGCGCGGCGGCCUUGGCCAAGUUCGGGGACUUUUGGGCGGCGCACAAAGACACCGAGUUUCCGGAGCCGAAGGUGCACACCAUGGCAGCUCUGAAGUACAAGCUCAUCGAUCGCCAGCUCUUGGAGAAGGCCAAGAAGUUGGCCUCGGACUGGCAGUUGCCGGAGGGCUGGGCCGUGAAGUUGGGCAAGGACGGACGCCUCAUGAAGGUGACGGGGCCCGGCAAGAUGGAGAUUUACCACAGCAAGGAAGCUGCCCUGCAGGCUGUAGAGGCCAAGGCCAAGCGGCAAGCGGAGGAGGCCAAAGCCGCGCAUCAGCAGAUGAUCUCGGCCAAGGAGACAAACCUCCAGAAGCAACUGGCCAAGGCUGUGCAAGAGGAGAACUACGAGCUGGCGGAAGAGCUACAGAAGAAAGCCGCUGGCAGCGCUGAGCUGCAGCCGAGUCGCCCCGGCGCGAUGCAGAUUGUGGCGCGGUGUGCCAAGGAGCUGGGGAAGAAGCGAGGCGUCAAGAACUACGCCCUGAAGCGCCAGGCGAAGGAGGCCAAGACACCGAAAGCACGGAAGGCACUCGGCCUGCGACAUGAGCAGAAGCAGCAGGUGGCCCGCAGCGAGCUCACCCUGCGAGCCGGCGAGUGGCGUUUGCAGGGCGUGCGCGCCAAUGGGGAGCUGUGGCCGCUGAGUGCGGACGCUCUGGAGGCGCUGGGUUCAGAGGCGGCGGUGCUCGUCUUGGUCUACGUGGAUGAGGAAGUGCGAGACCGGAAGAGGAGGCGUAUCAUCGAAGACUGGGGCCUUGACGACACCUGGACCGUCACCGUGCGAUAUCGCCUCUCCGGGGACCAGGUCACCGCCAAGAGAGCAGAUGGCAACGUCUUCCUGAGCAAGCACGAGGUGGCCUGUGCCCACGACCGCGAGGCGAUCGAAAAGAUCCGACCGGCUGCAGCGCAGCGGGUGAAGGAGAUCGAGUCCUUUCUCGGCUGGUGCAAGCAGGGCCAGCUAUGGGAGCUCGAGGUCAAGGAUCAAGCGGUGGGCAUCUCGGGACUCUACCAGCAGCAAGGAGAGUCAUACCACAAGGUGCGGUGCCUGGCCGAAGCUGACGCGGUGCAGGUGAGGCGCGCAGGAGGCAUCUGGCAGUUUGUGGAUGGUGAGGGCCAGAUUCUGGCCGAGAGCGCUUCGAGUCCUUUCGCGAACCUGCACAUGG
Molecule: messenger RNA, 4006 nt
Organism: Effrenium voratum
Lineage: Eukaryota; Dinophyceae; Suessiales; Symbiodiniaceae
Source: the annotation of a GenBank genome assembly